AUGGAGCUCCCCGCCCGCCCACCGGGGCACAGGGGGCGGGGCGAAGCCGCGCGUGCGCAGCGCCAGGGGGCGGGGCGGUGGCGGGAGGACGUGAGGCACGCGCUGGCUCGGGGACGCCCGGCCCGAAGCCGGGGGCUGUGCGUGACCCGGCGCGCGCUCCGCUCGGCGGCUCGGCUUGCGCGGGGGCUGGGGCCAGGGGCGUUCCCGGGUCGCCGGGCCCCAAGAGGUGGCUGCCCCGCCCCAGGGCCUUCCGCGUCCCCCCCCCCCGCCCGGUCCUGUUGCUUUUGUCUCCCUCCAGGAUCCUGGAUGGAGUCUGCGGGCCCCGUCCCGGUGGUGCUCCUCAUUCUCACCGCUCUUAAACAUCCGAGGAACCGCGGAGUGUACGGAGGAAUAAAUUCCUGUCGACUUCAGUCCCCAACAGCAAUCUCCAGAGGAGAAGAUGGCAUGCAGUUGUUAGAGUUUGGAUCUUAAAUGUCCUCCUUAAAGUUGUUAUGUGCCAAAGACUUGAAUGCCAGCCUGAGGUGAUGUUGGGAGAUACUGGAACCUUUAAGAGGUGGAGCCUAGCUGGAAGAAAUUAGUUCACUGUGGGAUAUUGGGACCCCAGCCCCUUUUUUCUCUCCAUUUCCCCCUUGCUGGCCACCCUAAGGUAAGUGGCCUUAUGUGCCACGUGCUUCAGUUAUGAUGUCCUGUGCAACUACACAUCUAAGGUGACAGGACCAAGUGACCAUGGACUGAAUCCUGUGAAACAGCCAAAAUAAACCUUCAGGGUUGAUUGUCUCAGAUAUUUCAUCACAGCAAUGAAAAGCUAAUUAACAGAAAAAUGUGUUACAAUGGAAAAAUCACAUUUGCCAAAGGUAAAGUUAGGCACUUUUUCUUUUCUUGGUACCAGGGAUCAGUGCUCACACUGCUGAGUUAAAUCCAGGCACAUUUUAAAGUAACUACAUGCUUAUGCCAGGCCCCAGUUUUGAAUUAACUGGAAUUUAGAACUAUGAAAUUGUCACCAAAUACAAUACCAAGAUUUCACUUUGAAAUGACCUCUCCUGAGAUACAAUGUAAGAGCUAGAUUUAGUGUUUUUAUCUUGUAGCAGGUAAAAGAGCUGAGAGACUGUUCCUCACACAUCACCACAACAUCAUAGGAAAUAGCUAAUACAUGGAUUCAAAUGGACCUGCUCACUUCAUUCAAAGCCCUGGAGUUUUUUUUUUAUCAUUCCUGCCACUGGCCAAUCAAGUGCAGCAAACUGGGCCUCAGUCGUGUGAAAAAAGCUGCAACUUGAAUGAUAGAAAAGUGGAUUUACGGCUCUGCUGCUGCCUGCCACACACUGCCAGAGGAGCCUCUGCCGCACUGUGCUGUUUCCCAGUUGCCUCCUGCUCCUGUCUGCUGUGAUCUUGCCUAGGUAGAAAGAAACACUGGAAAAGCAGGCAUAGAACUCAACCUCCUGCCCCAAUAAUGGUCCUGUCCAACUCCCUUUCAGAUCUCUGCAUUUGCCAGCUAGCGACAGCUGUCAAAAGUCACAUGUAAAAGCUUUUAAAAAUUAAACUUAGAUUUUUUUCUUAUGUGCAUUUCCAAGGCCCUCGGGGGACCUUCCAGUGUCGUGAUUUCCUGAGAAAAGGCCUGGUCUAUAGAAAUAGGGAGGCCUUCAUGACUCCAGUGGUUUUUCAGUGCAGUCUCUAUGAUCGGGUCCGUGUAGCCCUCUUCAACCACAGCUGCCGGUCUUGGUCUAAAACUACAGACAGUCUGGGAUAACAGUAACUGGUGUGCAGAAGGAAUGAGUGCAGGUGGCCCAUGGACAUUCGACUGCAAGGUGUUCUUGUGCCCUAUUGUAGUUAGGGGUUGUGUGGAGAACAAGUAGAAUCAGGACAUGGAUUUUUUUAAUACUAUUUUUUAAUGGUCACUGGGCGUUAACACAAGAAAAUGCAGGAAAUCUAUCCACAACACCAAAGACAUAGAAUAUUUAGUCAAGGGCCUAAAUCCCACAGCAAUGUCCUACAUGAGUCCAGAUAAAAACCCAGAGCUCAAGACAAUGCCUCCCACGAGUCCAACUUGGAGGUCUAGAGCCUCCAAGAAGGACUCAUAACAGUCUCUUACGGAUCCGUGCCGGGAAGGCCCAAAGGUCAGUGGUGGAAGCCAGAAAGUUCAUGCCAGCAGGUUGAAGGAGCUGUGCUGGCAGGUUGAGGGUUCUAUGCUGGAGCCGAGAAGUCACACAGCAAAGACCAGGGCUAUCCUGAAAAGCACCACAGUUGUCCUCAGCGACAUGGAGGCCCGAGCUCCUCCAACGACAAGUACAGUCGGGUACAUGCCAGGAAGCCAGCAUGAGGAGUUCAUCCUGGAGACCAAGCGGCACACGUCUUCCUCUCCAGAGCCAGACAGCAAUGCUUGAUGUGAGGGACCAAAGCUUCUCCAGGAGAACCAACAGCUCAAACAGCAACUCGUGGGAGAACCCACAAUGCCUUCAUGCAACAAACACAAACGCUUAAAUGCCUCAACAACCUCCUUCUCCUUCUCCAUCUAUUUAUGCUGGCAACUUUCCUCAGGUGGAGCAUCUUUGCUAAGUGCCAUGCUGAUGUAAUCCAGCUGGUGUUAAGUUGACCACCAGUUCUUAAUCUAUAACAUGCCCUUUCUGUGGCAUCUCCAAAGUCUCUCUGGGCUUUACUCUCUUGAUACACUGGGUUACAUGAUCAUCUACCUGGCGUUAAAUUCUUUGCAAAUCCCAUAUCCUUCAAUGUAUAUGGAUGGAAAGUCUUGAUUUUCUAUUAGUUGUGUUUCUUUUCCCCAGUGUAUCUAAAAAAAUUUUAAUGCCAACCAAAUAAAAUGGAAAAUAAAGGCAGAAAAAACCCAAGGUAAGGUAACUGCAUUAUGAUAUUAGGUGUGGGCAUUUAGUUGUCAUUGUAAAUUUUGCCAAUGAAUCAGAUCAAUAACUAAGAGAAUAAACUCUUUAAGAGUUAAAAAGGUCAAGAUCUUUUUAAUUUAGUGUUUUUCCUAAAUGAGAGACAUUAAUCACUAAUUCUGUAUAAAAUGAAUACUAGCAGUACCCAGAUACAUGUUUUUAAUUUUAAUGCUUGUGUAUUAUUAGUGAGUGUUAGAAAAAUGUAACAGAACCUGAUUUUUCCUAGGCAGUUGUAGUUAGGAUAAGCCAAAGGAAGUAGAAACUUACCCUGGGAAACCUCCCUGUUUUCCUUGCCUUUCCCAAGUGCCUAAGUCACGUUCAUAUCCUUCACGUAUGACUGGCUUUCCUGAAGAAGCUCUCUGCGAAACACCACGUGCUGUAUCAUAUUUAUAAAAUUUUAUGUAAAAUUCCAGGAAAAGCAGAACUACUGUGAGAGAAUAGGUCAGUAGUCAUCAGAGACUGAGUUUAGGGGAAGCAGACUGACUGGAAAGUGGAUAUGCAGGGACUUUUUGGGGUGUUGGAAAUGUAAUCAUAUAAUCGUAUACAUACGUUGACAUCCAUUGAAUUGUAUGAAGUCGCUGAAUUAUAUGUGAGUUCUAUCUCAAUAAAACUGGACUAAAAAGAU
Messenger RNA from Cavia porcellus (domestic guinea pig), 3510 nucleotides. Its product is annotated as UPF0450 protein C17orf58-like. NCBI's taxonomy places the organism in Eukaryota, Metazoa, Chordata, Mammalia, Rodentia, Caviidae. The transcript has 2 exons. The record is from RefSeq and is a predicted model, not a curated record. The coding region runs from base 1 to 471 and encodes 156 amino acids.